Messenger RNA from Fimicolochytrium jonesii, 1972 nucleotides. RefSeq lists its product as uncharacterized. The transcript is spliced from 4 exons. The record is from RefSeq and is a predicted model, not a curated record. Bases 101 to 1972 code for a protein of 623 amino acids. Lineage: Eukaryota; Fungi; Chytridiomycota; Chytridiomycetes; Spizellomycetales; Powellomycetaceae.
CCAAAAACCUACAAAUACCGACCGUCGCUUGGGCACACCCCUCUUACCACCCCACGCCCCAAACCACCAGCCGACUGCAACCGAAUUGUUACAGAAAGACAUGACGGAUACCCAUUCGGCAGCACCGUCGCAACCGCUUGACGACGACUACGCCGCGAACGACGACAAAGCAGGCGCAGACGCGGACGGCGACCCGACGGAUGCAGACUCGAGUCGUCUUCACACGCCUGGCCGCGCUGAGGAAGAUGGGUCUGGAGGACAUUUGCAGCCGCCGGUGCUGAAUGAUCAGAGCCAGGAGGGUGGGGAGACGGGUGGUCUGGAUAGCGGCGAUGCACGGGAAUCAGACGCUCUGGUGGAACAGCGAUCCGGUGCGGAACGAGAUCCUGCUGGUCUCCCGACAAGGCACGAUGAAUUUCCGGUUGAGGGGUCGAAUGAGAAUACAGAAGAUGCACAGGCGAUUGUCUCCGGGGAGGUCCCGUUACAGGAAGCAGGAUCGAGUGAGUCGUCUGCAGGUCUGGAUGUCGUGGAUCGAGAUGAGGACCAGGCAUCAUCGGAUCUGAUAAAUGAUGACGAUGGGGAGGAUGGUACCGGGGUCUAUUCUGAUGCUGGAGAGGCGGAAGCAACGGCGGCGGAAACUGCGGAGAGGCCCACAGUGGAGAGUGGGGGAGCAACCGCAAAUGCGGAGAACGUAAAUGUUGAUGGGAAAAGCCGGGAUGAGGAUAGGGCAGGGGAGGCUCCUUCUGAAUCUCAGGAAAAGGCCACAAAAGAGGGGCUGGAGCCAAACAAAGCCGAAGCACCGCAAAACGCACCACAGAGCUCUUCAGACCUGGCUGAACCAUCAGCUGUGAAUGAGGCGGGGGAGCAGCCGGCGGCGGGAGAUGGAGCGCAAGCGGUGGAGAUCGAUGAGCCAGUGCACCCAAACGGGAUCGAGGCGCUGGCUUCUGAGGAUGUUGAAGCCAUUCCUCAUGUGACAGGAAUAGAAGCGACCGAGAGUGCACCCGUACCUGGAUAUGAGGACACCUCUUAUGAGGCAUUGGAACAUGGAGGAGACGCCCGAGCUCCAGAGGCCUUACAAGGUGCAGAUGCGCCGAAGCUCAUAUCACAACGGGCUUUGGAGUACGCCCCGAGCUGCCCAGACAUUUCUGCGCUAUUGGACCCACCGCCGAUUGAGAUAUCACAGCAGAUAGAAUCGAGUACCGGCCCCGAGAAUCCCAACCUCGCAUCUAAUUUCGACCACCAUGAGCAGACACCGCAUCUUACCGGAUCCCUCCCCUCCGCUGACCUCCUAACCAGCACAUCCUCAACCUCCAUGGACGCCCUCUCAGCCACAAACCCCGACGAAAGAACGCAACCGCAUACGCUGAUGUACACCCGCGGCGGCGCGACAUCAGCGGACGGGACCGACCCCACAUUGGAUAUCUUACGGGCGCUGGAAGUCAGAUUGGACGCACUCAAUCGGGAAAACGCAGAGCUCCAAUCUCGCCUAACCCUCCAAACGCAGCAAGCCGCCCAGAUCGACCACCUAACCGCCGCCAACGCCCGACUCACGCAAGACUACGAGACCGCGACGCUGGAGAAACGGGCGCUGUUCAAGGAGGUGCAGGAUCUGACGACUACGUUGGGGUAUCUGAGGAACAAGCUGGAGGAGGCGGAAGCGAAGUUGGCAUCCAACGACGCCCUCCGGCACGCCGAAGAGCGGUGCGCCAAACUCCAGCACGAGAACGAGGCGUUACGUGCCCAGAAACUCCAGCUGCUGGAUAAGGCCCUCGACCUGAAACUCAAGCUCAAAGACUCCGCUUACACUACAAGCACCACAUCGUCCUCAUCGUCCACGUCGUCGCGGAUCGCGGUGACGGGGGGGAGGAUCCCGUUGAAGCAGCGGUAUAAUAAGUUGCCGGAGAUCGGCGGUGGGGGGGCGGGGAGCGCGAGGGGGAGUAGGGGGGCUUUGAAUGGGGUUGGGAGCGGGAGGUGA